Molecule: messenger RNA, 2547 nt
Organism: Coffea eugenioides
Lineage: Eukaryota; Viridiplantae; Streptophyta; Magnoliopsida; Gentianales; Rubiaceae
Product: probable glycosyltransferase At3g07620
Exons: 5
Coding region: 230-2245 (671 amino acids)
Molecular function (GO): glycosyltransferase activity
Source: RefSeq, a predicted model, not a curated record
CCGUAAGUGUGGAGACAGCUGAGUGCAAUUAUGGAAUGGUCAACCUCCUCACGUUGGUUGGAAUAUUGGCAAUGGGUCUUCAGCUUUUGACUCUAAUAAUUGGAGCAGCAGAUGAUAAAAGUUUUCUCAGGACAUGGGGUGAAUCUGGCGGAUCAGUUUUUUAGUUUCGGUGGUGCAUCCAAGUCAAUCAACCUUACAGUCGUUUCUUGGUUAGCUGUUACUGUGUAGCAUGAGAAACAGGUCUCAGAUGGAGAGAAUGUGUACUGUCAGAAACCAGAGAUUGUUUUAUGUGGUUGGCAUUAUUACCAUCCUUAUAAUUCUUUCUCAGAUUUUGGUAGUUCCGUAUCAAAACUACAUCUCAGUUCCAUCACAUGCAAAUAUCAGCUUGAUUUUUAGCAAAACCAUCCUUUCAAAUAUUUCGCAACAGACCAAUGCAGAUGUUUUUAAUGGUAAGGCCAAUGACAACAGUGCUUCUGGUUGGGAUGAAGAUGCUCUCAUUGUGCAAGAAGAAGAAGGAUCGCAUCAAGGCCACAAUAUUUCAACGGAGGUGGGAGGACAGACAGGUGAUUACUUGGAGAAGGAGAGACAGUUACCAACUCAGUUCACAUCUGGCCAGGGAUCAACAUCUGAUAAAAUUGCAAAAAUGAUGUACUUAAAUGAACCAGAGGACAAUCCUAUACUAGAGGGCCUAGAAACUGGACUUGAGUUCACAGAGCACGUAAAGAAAUUAAAAGAUGAUGUUUCCGAAAGCCUUGCCCCAGGUGAAAUUGCAAAUUUGACAAAAGGAUCAAUCAGAAGUGUAGUCAAUUUUAUGUCUCCAAUGGCUUUGACUACUGGAUUGGAGUCUGUUGCUGAUGCUUCAGAUACUGCAGUACCAUACCCUGCUGUCAACAUUUCUGUAGUACGCACUGACAAGAAAGAUCUUGACUUGGAAUCCAACAAACAAGGUGAUAGCUUACUACAAGCUGCUUCACUUUCACCAAAAGAUAGCUCGAGAAUGUUUGGCAAACCUUUCAUAAAGAAGAAUAAUAGAAGGACAAAAUCCAUAUCUGACAUGACUAUCUUGUUGCAUCUUGGCUCUCCACCUGCAAAUUUACCGAGACCAAAAUGGUUUUCUGCUCGUGACAAGGAGCUUCAAAAUGCAAGGCAUCAGAUUGAAAAUGCUCCUGUAAUAAGAAAUGCUCCUAGAGCUUAUGCUUAUCUUUUCCGCAAUUAUUCCAUGUUUGUAAGAAGUUAUGAAUUGAUGGAGCGUGUGCUCAGAGUGUAUAUUUAUAAGGAAGGGGACAAACCGGUAUUUCAUCAACCACAUCUCAGGGGAAUUUAUGCUUCUGAAGGAUGGUUCAUGAAACUGAUGGAGGGUAAUAGGCAAUUUGUUGUUCGGGAUCCCAGAAAAGCACACUUAUUUUAUUUACCAUUUAGUUCUCGAAGGCUGCGGAGUGUUCUGUAUCAACAGAACUUCACAAGUCAUAGGGAUUUAGAGAAUCAUCUGAAGAACUACGUGCAUGUUAUAGCUAGUAAGUACCGCUUCUGGAACAGAACCAAAGGAGCAGAUCAUUUUCUAGUUGCUUGCCAUGAUUGGGGCCCAGGUUUCACAAGGAAUAGUAUGGGAAGUUGCAUUAGAGCCCUCUGCAAUUCCAACAUUGCUAGAGGUUUUGAAAUAGGGAAGGAUGUGUCUCUGCCGGUUACCUACAUUCUUUCAGCAGAGAACCCUCUAAAAGACCUUGGAGGGAACCAGCCUUCGGAGAGGCCUACUUUAGCUUUCUUUGCGGGGGGCAUGCACGGUUAUCUUCGUCCUAUCUUGCUACAGUACUGGAAGGACAGAGAGCCAGAUAUGAAGAUAUUUGGGCCAAUGCCUCGUGAUCCUGACGGCAAACAAAGAUAUAGAGAGUUCAUGAAAAGCAGCAAAUAUUGCAUUUGCGCUCGGGGCUACGAGGUGCACACCCCACGGGUUAUAGAAUCCAUAUAUUAUGGAUGUAUUCCUGUAAUCAUAUCAGAUAACUACGUGCCUCCUUUCUUUGAGAUUUUGGAUUGGGAAUCAUUUGCCGUCUUUGUAUUAGAGCAAGAUAUCCCAAACUUGAGGAACAUGCUUCUCUCGAUUCCUGAAAAGAAGUAUAUAGAGAUGCAGAAUCGAUUAAAGAUGGUGCAACGGCAUUUUCUCUGGCACAAAGUUCCUGUGAAGUAUGACUUAUUUUACAUGAUCCUUCACUCCAUCUGGUACAACAGAGUUUUCCAGGUAAAAUCUUGAUCUUGAUGAGGAAGUCCGGAUUACUGAAAAAAGGUUUCAGCUGUGGAAAACAUCACAGGGACCAUACUGCACGAAGCUAGUGAUGCAAUCCGUGAUUAACAAGAAUUUUAAAAUUAGCUGAUGACAUAAUCUUGAAGAAAAGCACUAUUGCGAAAACCAUCCAUGAUGACAUUAUUAUUAUUAUUAUUAUUUUCUUGUAUUUUUCGUUUUGGCUCCAUGGAACUCGUCAUUAUUGUUUUUUGUAUGUUGACAUUUUUGUGUUACUUUCAGCAGAUAAAAAUUCGUCUCACAGAUUUGGCCCC